Messenger RNA from Xyrichtys novacula (pearly razorfish), 5718 nucleotides. NCBI's taxonomy places the organism in Eukaryota, Metazoa, Chordata, Actinopteri, Labriformes, Labridae. The record is from the annotation of a GenBank genome assembly.
AUGGCGAUAGAAAUAUUGGUGAUCAGUGGGCUGCUGGUUGUGCUGCUAUUGAUGUUACUGAUUUGCACCUCUGGCCAGAGCAACAAAUCUGAACAGGAAGACCCCAAGGGAAGUAAGUCAACUGCUACAAAACCUUUUUUAAAUUAUUUUUGACUAUAUUGGUUUUACAUCCACGUGUUAGAAUAGUUUUUUGUGACACAUUGGCAUCACAGAGCUGUCUGAAAAUCCUAAAUGAUUAACACUCAUUUUCUACAUUCAUUUUCUCCUUUAAGACUUUGGAUCCAAACUUCUACAGUGUGUGUUUAAGCAUCGUCCCAGGUCCUCAUCUCCUUCUCUCCCAGGUCCUCCCAGUCGCUUCCUUAUAGGCAACAUGAUGGAGCUGACCCACAAUCAUCUACCAAUUCACUUGACUAAUCUGGCACAGCAGUAUGGACACAUCUUCCGCCUAAAAUGCGGAAACACAAGUAAUGGACCCGUUUUGGAUUAAUCACCUAUAUCUGUUAAAAAAACAAUCAACAAAUACAUCUUCAGAAAAAUUUGAAUACAGUUGAUAGCAGCCACACUAAUGCCUUGUUGUGUAUUUUCAGCCAUGGUGGUGCUAAACAGUAGUGAAGUCAUAAGAGAAGCACUCGUGAAAAAAUGGUCGGACUUUGCCGGGCGGCCAGUUUCAUACACAGGUAGACAACUCACACCUCUUCUGCAAUAACAAAUGAACAUUUUUCUCAUGUACUUAUGACCUCUCCUGGCUUGUAUCAGCUGAUAUUGUGUCCGGGGGAGGGCGGACUAUCUCUCUGGGAGAUUACAAUGAGGAGUGGAGAGCACAACGUCGACUGGUACACACUGCUCUGCGGCGCUGCAGCCAGAGCUUUUUGCAUGAGGUGAUAGAGAGGCAGGCACUGCAUCUGAGAAAGGUACAGAACAUAAGAGGAACAAAAUGCAACUUUCCUUACAUCAAAUGAAAACACAUUAUAGCUCCUGAGGUGAUAACAGAGAUCCAUUCAGAGUACUGAGGUAUUUCCAAAAUGGUCACAAAAAGCAUUUACUGUUCACUGUCCAGGUUUUGUUGCAAUAUCAAGGCAGAGCUGUUGAUCUUUCAGAGGACUUCACUGUGGCAGCCAGUAAUGUCAUCACCACUUUGGCUUUUGGGGAAGAAGUGAGUAACUUUCCAGUUGCAGUUUGUUUUCACUCAGAGUUGGAUUGCAAAAUCUGCUUUCUAAUGAAUGAGCAGUCUUGGUGUCUAUGUUUAUGAUGUUCAUUUGAGGAGCUUGUGCAUUCUUAACAUGCUGUUCUGUUACCAAACAAGACUUACUAAAACUUUAACCUCUCUGUUUUUCAGUAUGAUAAGAGCUCCUCUGAGCUGCAGGAGCUCCACAGCUGUCUGAAUGAGAUUGUUGCUUUGUGGGGCUCCUCUUGGAUUUCUGCCUUAGACUUUUUCCCGCUGCUCAGAGUCAGUAAAUAGUCUUUCAACUAAUACCCGAUCAAAGAAAAACAAGCAAAAUAGCUUUAAGAUAGUGUGGCAUUGAUCUAAUUUGUCUUUUCAAAGAAACUACCCAAUCCUGUAUUUUCCCGUCUUCUGAAAGAGGUGGCCAGGAGAGAUGAAAUUAUUAAGAAACAUCUUGACAAUUAUAAGGUACGUGGGAUACCACACAAUUAAGGUUGAAAAACUUUUCCCACCUUUGCAACACAAAAAAGUCUGUGUAUUAUUUGCUUCAGCCGGUGGCAUAAAAAUGAUCUAUUGGUGUUUAGAUAUAACAAACUUGUGUUGAAAAUCAGACUGAUGUAGGAUAGGUCUUUUUAAUUAUGGUUAAAACAGAAAUGAUUUUCCCACUUAAACUUGUGUUUAAUCUUAUCUGCUGUUUUGGUGUUAUCUGUGCAGUCGAAAGACAAGAAUAAUGAGGAGGCCAUCACAGCAUCUCUGCUCCAAGGCCUUGACCCACAUCGACAAACAGAACAUGAAGCAGUGAGUGUGUGUGUGGGAGAGAGAGAUUGGAGGGAGAGUGUGGGGUUGAUUUGGAUAUGUUUGUGCAUUUUUCACCACUGUAAUGGGUCAGGUGUGUUUCCUUAGUUAACCGAUAUAGUACCCACUGGUGCACUAAGAAAACUUUACGUCUGCAGCUCCUCACAGAUGUUCAUCUUCACAUGGCUACUGUAGACCUUCUCAUUGGGGGAACAGAGACCACGGCCUCCUGGCUCAACUGGACUGUGGCCUUCCUUUUACACAGACCAGAGGCAAGACACAUUAUCUCUGAUCAAACAUUACAGCCACACACCUUGAUGUUGUCUUAUUGCCUUUCCCCUUCUUUCUCUAACCUUCAGGUGCAGGACAUGGUGCAUGAAGAGCUGUGCACAGUGCUAGAAGGAAGAUACCCCAAGUACAGUGACAGACAACAACUGCCUGUCCUGCGUUCUGUGAUCAACGAGGUCCUCAGACUAAGACCUGUGGCUCCGCUAGCUGUGCCACACAGAGCCAUCAGAGACAGCAGGUCAGCUGAACACUUUCUUCUUCAUUUGCUGGUCGUAAUGAUGAAAAAAAAUGUUUUGCCUGCAAAACAAGCACUUAAAUUGAUGAUUUUAAAGGUCCCAUGGCAUGCCAAUUUCACACAACUUAAAAUAGUCCCCUGGUGCGUUAAAAGCAUGUCUGUGACGCCCUUCGGUCAAAAUUCGAUUUGGAUCAAUUAUUUAGUGCUCUUUGUAUCAGGUAAAAACAGCUCCGCUCAAAAUCCUCUGUUUUGGGCCAUGUCUCUUUAAUGACAUGAGCUGAACCUAAGCCACGUCCACUUUACACCCAUCUCUCUGGAAGGGGCUGUGGCUGUGCUCCGAUAGCCAUGUGCUAAUGUUUACACUGGCUCGGUCAUGGCUGCAAGAAGAUCGCUCGUACAACCCUACCAGUUUGAGCCAGAGUCUGACCCAGAGGGAGAGGCUCCGGAAGAAACUCUUAGCCGCGUUCAGACCAAACGCGACUUGAAGCGACCUAGUCGACACAUCCUAUGUAUUAUUCAAAGCCGCCGGGAGGGUCACGCUAAAGGAGGAAGAUACGAAUGUAGAAAAAUAUCAACCAGAGCUCUGCUACAAUGUAAAAUUUUUGGUGCUCUAAAACUUCUCUGAAGCCUUUGCUAAUUCAUAGGAUGGCCGACCGUCCAGCAUUAGCCAGGACGUCCCGUAUUUGAGCCAAAAGAGGCGCGUCGCCGCACGGGUAAAUGCUAAAGCUACAUGCUGCUCCGUAGGGGGAUUUUGUCCCCCGCCGCCGGAGUUGUCGAGGAAGAAGCGAGCGGCUAAAAUAUGGGAGGAUCCGGUAAACCGGCGCGGAUCCGGUGUGUUUAUCAAAGCGUGGUGGCCGUGCUGAGGCACCGGGGGGAAUUUAGGCUAAACGGUAAGUCAAAAUAAAACGUUCAUACUUACAGACGCCACGUUUGUAGUAGGAUCACGGAUAGUUGGUAUGGAUCCAUUCUUUAUCUUCAGACAUCUAGCAAAUCCAGCGUUGAACUGUCCCUCGUUGAUAAAACAGUCCGAAGUGAAAUGGUGCGCACAUCCAUGCAGAUAUUUUGGAAGUGCCGCGGGUACAUUCCCAUUAUAAAUAAAAUCCACCCACUGAGUCCUCAAAUCCUCCGACGAGGGAGUUUUCAAAAGAGUUUUGUGCUCGUAUGUGCAGCCAACAACAGAGCAAACGCUGCCUCUUUUUCAGAUCGCACUUUCGCCAUGGUUCUAACCGGAGCAACGUGAGCGAGCGGCCGGGAUUAAUGGCGGUGUUUUGAUAAUUUUUUGGCCAGGGCAGUGGGCGGCUCCAUGGGCAGUACCAUCAACCCGCCAGCACUGACAUGACAUCAUGUCAGUGGAGUUUUCAGAACAGCCGGUGUUGUGCCGUAGAAUGCACCCCCGACAGGAGCGCGGUUGAAAGUACUUAACAUGGCGAAAAUAAUCCAAGUUUUCCUUACCAUUGGAUGAAUUCAUAAGCAUGUGCCUUUAAUAAUUUCAUUCAGGCUAUUCAGAUAAACCGAAAAAAUAGCCGUCUGAUUCAGAAUAUUUGCUGUCCCGAAAAUAUAAUGUUCGCUAGCUUGACAGCUUACUGUACAAUCUAUAUACCCAAGCACACCUCCGUAUGUGCAUUUUUGAGACAUAUAAAAACAGAACGGCUCUUAGCACACAGUUCCUAAAUACGGAGAUAACUAAAAAACGACUGGAUGGAAUUUUUUCGAACUUGGGGGGAUUGUAGCGGUUUUCUAUCCCUGAUAUGCACCCCCCUCCUGUUAACAAAGUCAGUUUUUCAUGCCAUGGCCCUUUGAGAUGUAAAUAAAAUCAUAAACACACUCAAAGCUGGAUACAAAACACAUUAAAACAGAAAAAUAUGAUCAUUUAAGCAAAACUAGUCUACUAGAUUCAAGUGGGAGUUAGAAGUUAUGGUUUUGACCUAAAACUUUUCUACACAAAAACUACAACUAAAAACUACAACUAAAAGAAAUACAUUUCUGAAUUUUACGUCUCCAUAGGAUUUUAAAACACAAAAUAUAUCACUCAUUCACCUGUCAUUUAUAUCUUUCAGCUACCCCCACACACAUUUUCUUACCAAAAUAAAAGCCCCUUUCAUCAAUGACGGGAAAUCAGCAGACUCGGGUCUAAGAAAGUGAAAAACAGAAAAUAAAGCAUGAGGUUGAGCUGAUAAGAGGGUCUAUAUGACAUAUGGGAAAAUGAUCACAAUUUUGCUGUUUUACAGUUCUGCUGUAGGUGUACUGUGAAGCUUUGAAAUGUCUCAGACUUCUUACUGAGAAUAAUCCAAAAUAAGGGUAUAUUGAUUCUGUCAUUUUAAUCUGGAUGCAGACAAAAUGAGAAUUGUCCCAAAAGUCUUUCCAAAAUCUGUGUCUCCUGUGUCUCUGUUACUGUCAUGUGACAAAUACAGAAUUUCCUGAGUGACCAAUUCUAUUCCAUCCACUACAGCCUACAACUAGUUGGCUGUUAUAGGCUGUCAAAUCUAAGCCCACCAUGGCUAGUGGACUAACAUUAAAUUCAUACCACCUCACAGUUCUUAGAUGUACUGUCAAAUGACAGGAAAAUAUCAGUAGUUUUGAAACCAUACUUUGAAACAAGUAAUGGUCCUAAAAGUGUCAAGGGGUAUAAACUUUACUUCCUCAAGAGCUAAGACAAAAAUUGUCAUUUCUAUGUAUAGGCCUACAGGUUAAAUUUUGUAUUUUAAACUUUUGUUUUAUGCAUCUAAUUAUAAAUGUUUUUUUUCAGAGCAGGUAACCUGCUGACCCUGCUUUGUAGUAAAGAUUUCAUGUCAACCUAUUCCCAGCAUUGCAGGUUACUUUAUCCCCAAAAGCACACUCAUCAUUCCUAAUCUUUUUGGCGCUCACCAUGAUCCUGCAGUGUGGGCAGAUCCGUACCUCUUUAAACCAGGUACUGCUUUGGCUGUCAUACACAAUACAUUUUAUUUGGCUCAGUGGAUCCAGAAUUAAGCUGCCCACUCUCUCUGACUGUCUCUCUUUCCCUCCUCCAGAGCGCUUCCUGGAAGGAGGAGGGGGCUCCACCCGUGCGCUGAUCCCUUUCGGAGGGGGGGCCCGGCUCUGCCUGGGGGAGUCAGUUGCCAAAAUGGAGCUCUUUCUGUUGACUGCCUACUUGCUCAGGGAUUUCAAGUUCAUCCCUGCAGGGAGUGUGCCCGAUCUGAGAGGAGUUGCUAGUGUUGUGCUCAAGAUCAAGCCCUACACAGUUAUAGCACAGCCGAGAUGA